Molecule: messenger RNA, 381 nt
Organism: Benincasa hispida (wax gourd)
Lineage: Eukaryota; Viridiplantae; Streptophyta; Magnoliopsida; Cucurbitales; Cucurbitaceae
Source: RefSeq, a predicted model, not a curated record
AUGACUAGUGCUACAUUGAAUCUUCUUAAAGCUGAAAAAUUAACUGAAGAAAAUUAUACAACUUGGAAAAUUACGAUAUGUACUGUCUUGGUCAUAGACGACCUUAAAUUCAUUUUGACAGAGGAGUGUCCGCCUGGCACCAACGUGUCACAAAAUAUUCAUGAUGCUUAUGACAGGUGGAUCAAGGCCAAUGAUAAACCCAAAGUCUACAUUUUGGUAGGAUUAACUGAAGUCCUGAUAAAAAAGAAUGAGACCAUGACAAUUGCACACGAGAUCAUGGAGUCACUGCAUGACAUGUUUGGAAAACCUUCCUCACAAGCCAUGCAUGAUGCUCUUAAAGUUCAUCUUCAAUGCACAGAUGGAAGAAGGAUCAUCUGUUAG